Messenger RNA from Plasmodium gonderi, 1575 nucleotides. Its product is annotated as variable surface protein. NCBI's taxonomy places the organism in Eukaryota, Apicomplexa, Aconoidasida, Haemosporida, Plasmodiidae. The record is from RefSeq and is a predicted model, not a curated record. The coding region runs from base 1 to 1575 and encodes 524 amino acids. The transcript has 3 exons.
AUGACUUUGGCACAAUCUAAUGGCCAAUGGGAUCAUGUACUGAAGGGUCUGUCCUCAGACAAAAUAUAUGAUGAAUUCAACAAAGGGGCUAAUACAUAUAGCAAUAAAGACGUCUGUAAAAUAUGUGAACAGAACAAAAUGGAAUUUCCCGGAUUUGAGGAAUUCUGUAAAAAGUUUGCACGCAAUUUAGAUGAUAUAUUAGGCAUGGCAAUUGGAGGAAAAUCUAAGGAGAAAUGUAUAUUUCUGAAAUAUUGGGCAUAUAGUGAAAUAAAAAAAAUGGAAAAUCAUCAAGGCAAAGAUAAUAACGUUCUGGCGCUUAUUGACCAUCUAUAUAAUAUGCGGUAUUGUAUUAAAAAAAAUGAACAAGUUAAAUAUUCUUGUUAUUAUUAUUAUGAUGAUUAUAAUGGUAAUUGGGAAAAUGAAAAAUUUUUAUAUGAAUAUUUUAUAAAUUUUCAUGAAAUUAAAAAAGAAAUUGAACAUAAAAAAGACGGAAAUAAAAGUAAAUUUGAAGAAUACCUUCGACAUAUUAAUAAACUUUAUAAAAAAAUAAAAGAGCAGAAUAGUUGUUGUGGCAUUAAUUACGAUCUUUGUAGUGAUUAUUUUAAAUGUAAUGAAGAGUAUGAUCCAAAAAUUCUCUUAUCUGAAUUGAGUAGAAAAAUAUUAGAAGAUAAAAAAGGAAAAAAACAAGAAGGUGAAAGUUCACCCGCAAAUGAAUCAGCAACAGAACCACCUAGUGGAAAAAGUGUUAGCGAUGAACCCCUAAAAAAUUACAUAACAAAAAUGUACAACACAAGAUGUAUCACAAAUUAUGCUCUUAAGAAAGAUCAUUAUGCAUUUGUUUCAUGCUAUAGAUCAGGAAAAGGUUACCUUGACGUUGAACAUAUAUUUAAACCUACCGAAGAAGAAAACCAAUUUUAUUCUAAGUUACGUGAAAAUUCUAAAUAUUCUACUGAGAAAAGUAGACAUAAUAUAGGAAUACCUGCAACAUUACAAGGUUAUGCGGCAUUAGGUGAAUUCAUAAGGGAAGGAGCAAAUGAAGAACGUGGAAAAUAUGAAUUGGGUCGAAAUGUUGCAUACAUGUUUUCAGACUCAGGUAGAAAAGGUAAUUUAGGAAGGAAAGAUAAAACUGUUAUGUGUUCCAAUAUUGAAAUAAAUAAAGAUGGAACUGCAAUUUGUGUUCAAACAGAAGCAGUUAAUUUUGAUAACAAGAAAGAUCAAAAAGGAAGUAGUACUGUGUUAUAUAAUGCUACUGGAAAUGCUUUAACAGAGAAUAAUUUCUAUAAUUUGGAUUCAGAAAAUAUUACAUUUACUACGAUUCUUCCACGUGUGGUAACUUCGGCAUUAUUAGCUGCGGGUACACUUUUCGUUUGCUUUCUCUAUUAUAAGUUUACCCCAUUCGGAAGCUGGAUCCAUAAUAAGAUGUCCAAUAAGAAAAAGAUUAAACGCGAGAUCAAUAUGGAAAUUAAGCAUACUCCUCACAGGGGAAAUAAGCCAAAAAUAUCAAACAGCUCAUCAAGGACUACAAAUAGGGCCACCCCUAAGAAAAGAGCUCGCAUAUCUUAUCAAGCUUCAUAA